This is a messenger RNA of Rotaria sordida, 426 nucleotides long. The record is from the annotation of a GenBank genome assembly. Lineage: Eukaryota; Metazoa; Rotifera; Eurotatoria; Philodinida; Philodinidae.
AUGGCACAAUUUAAAAUUCUUUGGCUUGAUGCCAAUUCGUCGGAUCCAAUGAAUAGUUUUCGUAGCAAACUUGCUGAUGCACUAACAUUUACAGAUGUCAAUGAUUGUAUUCAAUAUGUUCAAUCUCAUUCAAAUGAACCGAUUUAUCUUAUUGUUUCGGGUUCGUUUGCUAAAGAAAUCGUUUCAGAAAUUUAUGAAUCUUCAAAUCUUGAACAGAUCUUUCUUUUUUGUGGAUCAGUUUCUACUUAUGUAGAAUGGGCAAUGGAUUAUCGUGAUAAAAUCAUGAUAUUUGAUCAUGGUGAUGAUCUUUUAGAACGAUUAUGGAAUGAUUUGCAAAACAAGUUACGGAAACAAGCAACACUAUGUUUGCAACGUGCAAAUGAAUAUGAAAAACGAGCUUUACAAUAUAAAAGGCCAUGUGGUUAG